CCUAUUUUCCAAUUCAGACACAUAUUGCUAUUUAUAAUUGUUAAAAUGGCAAAACAGGAUAAAAUUACUUUCAAAGUGAAGCAUUUAGAUAAAUAUCAUGACAUAGUCAUUGAUUGGAACGAUGAUAGAUAUGUAGACAAAUUCCAACAAAUAUUUGAACAGUUGGAAUCGAUAACUGGAGUACCAAGUAGAUACACAAGUAGUGUUUAUAUACCAAGACCCGACGAAGUUAACUUUCCCGGUCUCUUGGCAUUGGGCUGCAUCAACCGAAAAGCGUACACUCCUGAUUUGUUACCUAAUUUUGCGAAUGAACCUCGCUUCUGUAAUAUGCGUAGGCAUAUCCGUGAUGGUGACCGUUUUCACCUCAAAUAUUGUGCUUAUUAUUAUCAUUACGUUUCCAAACGUAUAAGUAUGGACUAUGGUCUAGUAAGAGAAAGUUACGUUACUGAAGGAGUCUGCAGUCAAGAUUUCUGUCAACAUCAAUGCACUGAAAGUCACUUUAAAAGGUUGAAAGAUCUCGUUAGUAAUGAUGAAUUGAAUGCGAAAAUUGCGCCGCUUGUCCAGCCAUUGCUGGAAAGACAUUUGUUUUCGGAAGCUGAUACUAUUUUCAGAGAAUUCAGUAUUCAACAAUAUUUUCAUUUAAUUUGUGUUGAGUAUCGAAGAGAAGAAAUUGAACAGAAUGGUGAUGAAUGCCAAGAUUAUCUUUACCUAAGAACUCGAGGUUAAAUAUCUGUAUUCAACGAAUUAACGAAUGAACUAAAUGUGA
Tetranychus urticae (two-spotted spider mite) is the source of this 766-nucleotide messenger RNA. RefSeq lists its product as uncharacterized. The record is from RefSeq and is a predicted model, not a curated record. Lineage: Eukaryota; Metazoa; Arthropoda; Arachnida; Trombidiformes; Tetranychidae.